Molecule: messenger RNA, 897 nt
Organism: Cooperia oncophora
Lineage: Eukaryota; Metazoa; Nematoda; Chromadorea; Rhabditida; Trichostrongylidae
Source: the annotation of a GenBank genome assembly
AUGGAAAUGCUGAAAACGACACACAUCUCAAAAAAGAACGGCCGAUUCCUGUUUCUGUUCACUUCAGUGCUGUCGGAAGCGUACAGCCAUGCACACUACAACAUACAAGAGUUACUCUACGAUAACAGAGAUGAAGUUCGAGCCACAUAUUGGUCAGACAUAUUGGUACUGUACAAAGCUGUGAUGACAAAAGCCGAUAAGGUAUACUCGCCCAACAAAAGCUGUCAGCGCCUAGCUCUUCUCCUCCAUUUUGCAUCGUUAUUCAGUCUAUACAAAGACGUCGCGGACGAGGAUUUCAUUGUGUCGUUGUACCAACGUGCGGAAGAAUACAUUGCCAACGAUAAGCAUCGACUGACUGAUGGCGAAUUGGAGCAAAUCAAGGAAUAUCAUGAUGCGAUUCAGACCAUUUAUCAUUUGCGUGGUGAACGACGACAAUCCAGGUGUCAAAGCGCUGUCCACGAGACAAAAGCCGGCGAUACGGAAGAGCCCAUCGACACACUGGACGCCUUCGACUUUCGAGAGGAAUUCGAUCGGCGUUUCCGGGAAAGAAAGACCCCGUCUACCGUUGAUCUUCCUGUUAUUGGACGGCCGAACAAAGAAGACGUGGUGCACAACUACCGUCGUAAAGGUCUCUUUGACAAUGUCGACUAUCGACAACCGCCGUCAGUUCAUCGCAUUGCCUCCCUUGACGAUCCCGAAAAUGUACCAAAGGCAUAUACGGCAUUUUCGUUCGACGAGCUAGACCUUGCGCCAGACCCGGAGGACAGCAGCGAGCCAAACAACAACACGCUCUCUCCGACUACUUACCUCACCAACAAGAUCAUUCGAGCGGUUUUGGCCGAAAAACCAGUGAGUCCGAUCCAGCCUCAGCAUCGACGUAUGUCAUUGAUAUUCUAA